Messenger RNA from Trichosurus vulpecula (common brushtail), 3979 nucleotides. RefSeq names its product Yip1 domain family member 6 (gene YIPF6). The record is from RefSeq and is a predicted model, not a curated record. Bases 38 to 520 code for a protein of 160 amino acids. Gene Ontology annotation, cellular component: trans-Golgi network; membrane. Gene Ontology annotation, biological process: endoplasmic reticulum to Golgi vesicle-mediated transport. NCBI's taxonomy places the organism in Eukaryota, Metazoa, Chordata, Mammalia, Diprotodontia, Phalangeridae. The transcript has 5 exons.
AGACCUGAAGGCUGUUGGGAAAAAAUUUGUUCAUGUCAUGUACCCCAAAAAAAGCAAUGCCCUCUUGAGAGAUUGGGAUCUCUGGGGUCCUUUGGUCCUUUGUGUUUCACUGGCACUGAUGCUUCAGGGAGGCUCUGCGGAUAGUAAAGAAGAUGGAGGACCCCAGUUUGCUGAAGUUUUUGUCAUCAUCUGGUUUGGUGCAGUUGUCAUAACACUGAAUUCAAAACUUCUUGGGGGGACCAUAUCGUUCUUUCAGAGUCUCUGUGUCUUGGGUUACUGUGUCUUGCCCUUAACGGUGGCUAUGCUGGUGUGCCGACUGGUACUUCUGGCUAGCAUGGGGCCUGUCAACUUCCUUAUCCGGCUUAUUGUGGUGAUUGCGAUGUUUGCCUGGUCCACCUUAGCAUCCACAGCGUUCCUGGCUGAUAGCCAGCCUCCAAAUCGAAAAGCCCUUGCUGUUUACCCCAUCUUCCUCUUCUACUUCGUUAUCAGCUGGAUGAUUCUCACCUUCACACCUCAUUAAACCAGGAUGCAAGAGAAGUCAAAGAGCCCGAGCAGAACCGAAGACUCCAGCUCCGCUUUGGGCCUUUGCCUCCCAUCUCUCCUUUCUCAACUCUCAGAGGGAGCCUGGACGUGGUGAAGGGGUGGAGGUGGCGGUAGGGGUUGGGGGGCAAGAGAAAGCCAAGGUCAUGCAGCAACACCAGCAUACCAGCAUGUUGGGAAAAAGCAGUUGCUUGGCAGGGGUCCGUACUUUGAUUUUUCUUAAUGUUAUUCUUUAAAAUACACGUACAGUCAAAGUACUAGCCUGCUCAAAGAUUAUGGUUUGGUUCGCUGUGUGUGUGUUUGUGUGUGUGUGUGUGUGUGUGUGUGUGUGUAGAUGGCUACAGGAAUGACAUGGUGAUUGAUUACACAUUGAGUUGGAGACCAAAGUUAAGUUCAGACCAGUUCCCAUACAGCUUUCUCUUUCAAACAUACUGCCUUAUCACCAUAGGGUGUAUUUCUCUUUUGACAAGGGAGGGGGAUCUGUCUUUUUGUCUUCUUCCUUUCCUUUUUCUUUUUCCCCUUUUUGAAUAUGUGGAGGAGAAGGGGAGAUACAUCAAACAUGCGGAAAAGGAAAACACUAAUUGAAAUUCAAGUUGUACUCUCAAGAAUUUGGCUAGAAAUCGUUUUCUUUUAAAAGCACAUAUGAAGAAUCCUGUCUUAUUUGGACCAUGUAAACCUCGGACUGUCUCUGUGCAUAUGCAUACUGCAGUCAUGCCAUGUGUUCUAACAAAAGCAUGCCAACCUCUUGGUAGCACUCCAGCUCCUUAUCUUACUCUUUAGCCCUGAAUGUGCAUGCUGGGUUAUUUGGAGCCAACGUGGCAUUUUCCUUGGCCUAAAGCAAUCAGUGUUUAAAACCCUUGAACUUAGGCUACUAGAAGACUUUUGAAAACUAAGGCAGGUCACUAGUGCACAUUUGUAUCACUGUUUAAUAAGCACAUUCUCUUAACUGCAAAGUGGGAUGUUUGGAAUAUAGUUGAACUGUAAGGAAUUCCUCCCUCCCAAAUGGAGUCUCUCCUGGUGGCAGGAACUUUAGAAGGUACAGAUGAAAACUAGGAUGGGGUUUUAAAACCCACAAUGGCAUCUCAUGUCUUGAUGGCUGCUUGAUAAGGGAACUCAGAGAGAGACUUUAGGAUCUCCUGGGUCAUUAGCUGUAGUCUCUUCACAGAAACAGGAGCACAUAUUUCAUUGGACCUCUUCCUGGUAGGGGACAGCAAAUGGUUUCCUUUAGCUGUCGACUGGAUUUAUUUGUAAAGACAGCUCAACUCUUCUUUAGCUGUAUACUCUUUGCCCAGCUUUGCUUGUGCUCUUGGAUAUUUGUCCUACAAGGAUGGCAAGGCCUUUCAGAAGCACUUGAAGGCUAGGCUGGCCUAAGACGGGCUCUGAACCAUUUGGGGGCUCCUUUAAAGGAGAGGCCUAGGCUCCUCCUUUCAGCGACAUUGCACGCUGGAGAGCAGUGGCUGGCGAAAAUCCAUUCUGUAGGAGGGCAUUCAUUGCACAUGCACAGUAAAUUCUGUAGAUGACCAUAACUUAGCCCAUGCGUUUUCUGUGUCGUAGACCUUGUUUAGAAUAGCUUUCUAUUUAAAGGUGAACCAUAUAUAAAUUUGUACUGAGUAGAAUAGUUUCAUUCCCUACAUUAGCCUAAGAAAAAUGGUCCCUAGACUGACCAGUAGCAAUAAAGACCUUGUUAAAAAUGAGCUUUCCUCUUUUCCAGCCCAGGUUAGAGUUUUGCUUUCUCUAUUUUUAUUUAUUUAUUGCAGUUCACCCUUAAAUGCUUAUGUAAUUUUCCAUGUAAAGACAAAUUCAGCACUUAAGUCUUGACCUAGAAGUUAUUUUGAACCAAUGAAGUGGAUCCUAACUUGUUCACACUAAGAAUAGCUCUUCCUUUAGAGUUCCUCAUAAUCAGUCCUGACAAUUAUGUGAAUUUAUUUUGAAGGAAGGACUGUUUCCUGGGUCACCGUUUUUUCAAAGGGAAGGAAGGAAGCCUAUUCUGAUACGCAUUUUACUCAAAGUCUGAAUAUUUGGUUGGAAAAAAGUAAAACCAUGACUUUUUGGUUUUGCCUUUCUGUUUUUUAUAACUUUUCUUAUGUUUCAACAUAUCUUGUUCUGUGUUCAUUGGUUGCUGUUAGGUAACAUGGGUGACUUCUUGAACAGGGUGGUUUUUACUUUCUGAUUUCGUUCACUAAUAAAUUUGUUUCUUUUUUCUUUAGAUUUGAAAGUUUAAAAAAAUGGAGGUGGGUCAGUCUGGGGUCUAAAAUCUUUCUUUAACAAAUGUGAAAUGCUGAGGCCUUCAGAGCUGGUCCAGUCUAUGGGCCAGAGCCUCUGGAAGCCAGAACCCUUGUUUGUCCUUUUCCUGAUCGGGUCCAAACGCAGAGAAGCUUGGUACUGUCACUGUAGAGCAUGGGAUGGCAAUGCGCACGUGCAGCAGCAGUCUAACUGCUUGUGAGGCCAAGAAUGGCUUGGCACAUCUUUUUGAGAUAAGAUCAGACUUAGGAAAGCAGUCGUUUGAUGCCAACAUGAUUGAGUGUGCAGCUGGGUCUUUCAAAAGGCAUUGCUUGGCUAGGAGUUGUCCUUCCUUUGAGAAACUUGUUGUGCAAGGUGGGCUCCAUCAUUUUGUCGUUGUGGAGGGUGGCCAGUACUUGGCUGUAUUUCUCACAUCAAAGUCCACCAAAAGCAUAGUGGGGUUUAUUUAAAGUACACUCGGUAAUCAUACUGCCCAGCAUGAGGAGACUAUUCCUUUGAUCAUUUAUUCCUCCAAAUGGACAUCUAAGAUCUGGCAUUUCUUCUUCCUGAAUAACCUCAAGCCUAAUAGACAUUUCUGUAAAGGCAAGCAAAGUUUAACGGCCAUGUGUUGCAAGAGCUGGGCUUUUUUUUUAAACACUUCCCAUGUUGAAUCCAAAGUGGACUAUUAGAUUCUGAAAGAACUUUGCAGUGGACUCUUAGAGUGCUCUUAGGCUCAGAGGAUCAGAGAUUUGGAGCUGAAAGCGAUCUCAGAAAUUAACUAGGUCCACCUCAUUUUGCAGAGGAGGAAACAGACCUAGAGAGGGGAGAUGACUUGCCCAAGUCAACACAUGUAUAAAUAGCAGGGCCAAGAUUCAAACCCAGGUCCCCUGACUGUACUCUUUCUAUUGUAAGUGCUGCAUUUGUAGAUGACAUGAAUUUUAAUUAGAAAUCGAUUCUUUCUAUUAAUAACUAAGCUUGACUCUGAAGAAGAGAGUAGGCAAGGUACUGCCUUCUCUUCUUUACAGAGACCAGAGACAAGGGAAGUGGAGCGUUACCUGUACUCGAUGUCAGACUGUUGAUGUGUUAGUUUUGCUAAACUGCCUUUUCUUUGACACAUAUUUUUUUGUUAUAAAGGGUGGCUCUCUGGGGGUGGGGGGGUUAUAUUGGGAAAUGAAAGUGAUGUAAAAAAAAUCAAUAAAACAUUUUUAAAAGUCAAUCU